Dissoconium aciculare CBS 342.82 is the source of this 1431-nucleotide messenger RNA. RefSeq lists its product as uncharacterized. Bases 1 to 1431 code for a protein of 476 amino acids. Gene Ontology annotation, molecular function: coenzyme A diphosphatase activity. NCBI's taxonomy places the organism in Eukaryota, Fungi, Ascomycota, Dothideomycetes, Mycosphaerellales, Dissoconiaceae. The record is from RefSeq and is a predicted model, not a curated record. The transcript has 2 exons.
AUGGCGGACGACCACUCCGCCGCUCAAGUCGUGCAACACGUUUACGAUGUCCUCACCCAGCUCCGCGCUUCGCCCUACCCGGUAUUGGAAUCGCCCGAGUCCAUGAAGCGACGCGCCUCUGUCGCCCUGAUCAUUCGCAUUUCUCCUUCCUCCGCCCAUUGGAGCCCGACAAACCCAGAAGAGAGCCACGAGCUCGACUCAUACUACGACCUCGACGCCUUCUUCCGUCAGGAGUGGGUCAAGCACGGCGACGCCGAAGUUCUCUUCAUCAAGCGCGCCUCGCGGAAAGGGGACCGAUGGACAUCACACAUCGCCCUGCCCGGCGGCCGACGCGAUCCGGAGGAUGUAGACGAUAAGGCAGCGGCCAUCCGCGAGACGUGGGAAGAGGUGGGAAUCGAUUUGAAGAGCUAUGCAUUGGAAUGUGGAAACCUCCCCCAGAGACUGGUCACCACGCAUUGGGGCAAGAAACCUCUGCUCGUGCUGUGCCCCUACGUCUUCAUCCUCACCCACCACCAGAUCCCGCCGAUGAAACUCCAACCCACGGAAGUCGCCGCGACGCAUUGGGUGCCCAUCCGCAGCCUCAUGUCACCACUGCAACGUACGGUCGCUUUCGAGGACGUCUCGAGCCGCAUCGCGAACCAAGAAACGGGAGUAAAGAAAUGGAUGCUGAGCCUGAUCCUCGGCAAGAUGAUGUUCGCCGCGAUCAACCUCAUGCCGACCGAAUCCCUGCACAGCGUCGAAUCCCCCGGCCAAGAGAUCCUCCUGCAAGACAACCGCCUCUCCCCUCCAACCCGCACCGACCAGCUCAAAUCCCUCGCGACCCGCCUCUGGCACUCCGACAUCUUUAACCAAUUCCCAACCCCGAAAAAGGACGGCCCUCUCCUCCUCUGGGGUCUCACCCUUGGCGUCGUCUCCGACUACCUCGACCUCAUCCCUCCCCACAACGCCCUCACCCUCUGGACCUAUCCCACCUUCACACCCCUAGACGUGCGCUUCGCAGUCUGGCUCCUGACCUACCGUUUCAAAGACCGCAAACGCGCCGAGUUACAAGCCGGCACGCUGCUAUUCAAAGAUUACAAACCGACCUUCGGCGCCGUCACGGACAGCGUCGCACAUACCGCUUCCGCUCCCGCCACAGACCCUCCUGUUCCUGCUUCUUCCGAAGAAAUCUCCGCAUCAACAGUCCUCGUCGACCGGCCAGACGAGACCGGCUUCCACGGCCUCGGCACCGGCCGUGGCGUGGGCUCCGCGCAAGGCCGGAAACCUACCGUGUCGAGUAUGCUGGAAGGAUAUUACGACAUCGUCCGGAGAGCGGUGCUCGUGGCCAUCCUCGCCCGACUGGGUCUCUCGACUGUCUUGGCGGUGGUGCUGUGGAGGCGGUUCGGCCCCGAUGCUGCUGGGAGAAGGAGGGCGGUUUUCAGACCGACUUGA